CUUUAUUGUCAGUGAUUUGUUCUCGUUAAAAACAAAUUUGAGUUGAAUCUUAUGAGUAAACCUUGAGGUGUCUGGGAUACUUUAAUGUGCCUUUCUAUUCAUAUCUAGCUCUUAACUGUCAGUGCAGCUGGGCUCGACCUACCAAAGCCUGAAUGUGCAGAUAUUUUGUAGCGUGUCAUACAACAGCUCAAGUUUCUUGUAGUGCAGCUAUCCCAUCUGUUGGGUAAACUGUGGCUUCAAGAAACAAAAUCAGUCAGGUGAAGGUUUGAAGAUAUUUUUUUUCUUAUUAUCAAAAUAUCCCACAUAAUAGAGCUGUGUGAGGUAAUAUAAAAUACCUUAAACUUUUACCUUAAAUUCUUUAAUGAGACUUCACUUGCAACUAACAUGGACAGUAUACUGUGUGGGAAUCAUGUCAUACAAACGAUUAAAGAGAGUAGCUGCUAAUGGCGUUUGUAAUGUGGACUGUAUGGAACCGCCUUUCGCAGAGGAACAGGCUACUCUAAUAACAUUGGACCAGCAAUUCUUACGGAUUGCGUUACAAUUAUACCAAUAUUCACGGCAACGGUGACACGUGAUGGUUGUUUCCCGAGAGGACGAACCUCCACCCAAAAAAGUAUAAACAUGUGUCCUAGCAUUUCAAAGCGACUGCAGAAAGCAGGACUUCCUACUAGAAGGUGUUUGAUAUCAUAAACCAGAAUGUGCUCAAGACACAGUGGCACUCACUCUGUAUAUUCGCGACGAAGAUAUACACAUGAAACGUCACUGCGUUCUUACGCAUGCGUAGCAAACACACACUUCCCUGUCAACCAUUUGACAGCCGCCCAUUGGCCCUCUCAACUAACCCGCCUCCAUUAUAUGUGAAUGUUUCGCGGGAACAUUGAAGACGUGAAAUAACCUAAUCUGUUCUCGUGAGAAGGUUCUGGAUAUCAGUCCAACUGAGCCCGUAUUGAAGUAAAGUUUUCGUAUCCUGGUUGAACAAAUUUAACUAUGUUCGAAAAAACGCUCUUUUUGGCUUUAACUUUCGCGUUGCUUCACACCGGAAAACUUCAAACUUCGAGCUCUACUCAGGGAAUCGAAAGAUCAAACGGUGAUGAUCUCACUUUUCAGUGUAAAAUCCCCCCGAGAACCAACUUGAAGUGCCCCUCUCUGGUUCUGAAACGAGUCGAUGGAAAUACAAGUUACCCCACAAGUGUCAUCUACACCUGUCGAAAUGGAAAGGAAGAUCUUGAUUCACAGCCGGAACAAUACAGAAACCGGGUGAAGUUCAUCAAUGAGGACAUGAGGAGAGGAAUGAUCACUGUACGGAUCCAAUCAGUCCAGCAGUCUGAUAGCGGAAAGUACAAAUGGUUUAUCCCAAAUUCAAAAUACGCCUGUUCUUUUGAUGUUGUUGUGACAGAGAAGCAAAACCUUACUAAGGAGAAUGACACCAGCACAACAGCAACAGAGGAAAUGCCAGAUACAGAUCCUGCACCAGAGAUCCGUCAUCAUUAUUAUGCCCUCAUUCCCGUCUUUGCUCUUCUCAUAGCUCCUGUUUUCCUGAUGCUCUUCAAGAACAGGAUUUGGAAGACUGAAGAGAAAGACUCUGAGCUGGAAACCCAAGGUAACAAAGCAAAGGAAGGAGAUGAAGAGGAACAGCUCAAGAAACCAUCAGCAGGAGGAACUGACGGACUGAAAGGAUAAUCUCAUCAUCACGGCCAGAGAAAAGAAGCUUUUUUGAAUAUCCACCAUUUGGGCCAUUCAUCUGAUCCUUCUGUCAGUUGCUCAGGUGCAACUAAAUAUUUCCUGGAAACGUAGAAAAAAGUAAGAUUGUUUUAUGAAUUAUUUGGAAAAUCAAAUUACUUAAGAGUAGGGCUGCCACGAUCAGUCGACUAGUCACGAUUACGUCGACUAUCAAAAUCAUCGACGGCUGAUUUAAUAGUCGACACGUCGUUUGAUGCUUUGUAAGAUCCCAAAAUACGCAGGAAUAAGUAGCAGGAUUUAAGAGUGUAAUAACGGACUGAAACAGAAGAUGGCAGCACUGCAUGUACAAGGAUGCCAGCUGCCGUUAAACCCCGAAGAAGAAGAAGCUGUUUCCAAAUUCAGGAACUGCAUCCUCCUGUGCCCGCAUUUGUAGGCCGAUUACGUUACAGCCACAUGACGAAGACUGUCCAAACUCAAACACUCCGACAAAUGCGGCCCAGAAAUGCGUCCUUCAUUUCCCCAGAUUUGAAGGAUGGGUCGUGGCCCAACCUAUCCCAGAAUUCAUAGCGCGGCCCAGCUCAGUUUCCAACAAUGG
Messenger RNA from Haplochromis burtoni (Burton's mouthbrooder), 2275 nucleotides. Its product is annotated as myelin-oligodendrocyte glycoprotein. The record is from RefSeq and is a predicted model, not a curated record. The transcript has 5 exons. Lineage: Eukaryota; Metazoa; Chordata; Actinopteri; Cichliformes; Cichlidae. The coding region runs from base 988 to 1680 and encodes 230 amino acids.